AUGGUGGAGCCAGGACCAGUUGUAGUGACAGUUGUUGAUGCAGUUGUCGAGGUUGGUCUCAGAGUAGUAGAUGUCAAAGUAGUGGACGCAGUGGUGCUUGCCACAGUUGACUGUGAUGACACCGUUGUUGUUGCAACAGUGGAUGUUGGUCUGUUGGUGGUGCUGGCAACAGUGCUCAUUGUGGUCGACUGGGUCGAUACAGUGGUAGUAGCCACAGUGGAGGUAAUUUGA
This is a messenger RNA of Acytostelium subglobosum LB1, 231 nucleotides long. RefSeq lists its product as hypothetical. NCBI's taxonomy places the organism in Eukaryota, Evosea, Eumycetozoa, Acytosteliales, Acytosteliaceae. Bases 1 to 231 code for a protein of 76 amino acids. The transcript has a single exon. The record is from RefSeq and is a predicted model, not a curated record.